This is a messenger RNA of Capronia coronata CBS 617.96, 1254 nucleotides long. RefSeq lists its product as uncharacterized. The coding region runs from base 1 to 1254 and encodes 417 amino acids. Lineage: Eukaryota; Fungi; Ascomycota; Eurotiomycetes; Chaetothyriales; Herpotrichiellaceae. The record is from RefSeq and is a predicted model, not a curated record. The transcript has a single exon.
AUGGGAUCAAUUGCGAUAGAAGAGGUUGAAACCACCCUGGGCCGGGAAACACCUUUCACGAGCCAGCAUUAUGAGUCGUUCUCUCCUGCUGAGCACUCCAAGCUCAGACAUUUGGUCCCGGUUGCCGAGCGAGAAGACACCACUUACCUCAACGCUUCUUUCCAGCCUCCUAUGAACCUCAGAGUCAGAAGUGCACUCGACAAAUACCUGGACCAGGCCACCACCCAUGCGCAUCCCAAGCCUAUCUGGCAGCAGACGACUUCUGAGAGCCGGAGCAAACUCGCCACAUACCUGAACGUUCCAGAGCAUUCGCUUGCAUUCACGCGAGACACCACCGAGGGUCUGAAUCUCUUUCAAAGAUCUCUGAAGUUCACUCCGGGUGACAAUGUCGUGUUGUUGGACGUCGAACAUCCUAACCAUGUAUAUGGUUGGCUCGGUCUCGUGGACGCUGGCCUGGAAGUUCGACUGGUGCCGACAGGGACGGACACAUACGCAGACGCCGACACAUUCCAGCCGUUGGUCGACAGUCGCACUAUCGCCAUCGGGCUCUCUUCCAUCAUGUUUCACUCGGGUCAGAUGAACAAUGUCGGAGAUAUCUGUUCUCGUUUCCGACCCCGAGGCAUUCACGUUCUCGUGGAUCUCACGCAGCACGUCGGAGUGGCCCCGCUCGACCUUACCGCCUGGAACGUUUCGGCUGCAGCGUUUGGUUGUCAUAAAGGCUUGGGUUGCCCCAGUGGGGUGGGUGCUCUCUAUAUUAGCCCUGAUGUGCUCCCACUGCUACGACCGACACCACCCAUCGUUGGGGCAGGCGCCAUUGCAAACCUUCGGGGUGACCUGAUUGCCAAUCCUGACGUGCAGUACCACAAAACGACACAAAGAUAUGAGCACCUCAACCUAUCCCUCAUCGGUGUCGCAGCGCUCAAGGCGUCAUUGGACUUUAUAGUGGAUGACCUGGGCAUUGACAGGUUAGAAAGCCACCUUCGCGCAUCAGGUCGCGAGCUGGCCUUGCGUUGCAAGGCACUUGGGGUGGAGGUGGUGGGAAGUCCGUAUGCUGAUCGACGAGCACCACAUUUGUAUGUGCUGAAGCUGUUGCAUCCAGAUUGGCAAAGCCACCUUCGAGAAGACCACAUAUAUGUGUCUCACUAUCGCCUGGGCAUCAGAGUGUCAUUUGCGUUUUACAACAACGUCGAUGAUGUCGAGAAACUCGUCCAGUCGAUAGAGAGAGGACUGAAAAAGGGUAUCCCUCGUGAAUGA